AUGUGUGUGUGCGUGCUCUGUGUGUGUAUUUAUGUGUGUGCAUGGGUGUGGGUGUGUGUCUCUGUAUAUGUGUGUGCGCCUCUAUGUGUGUAUUUGUGUGUGUGCACCUCUGUAUGUGUGUCUGUGAGUGGAAUGUUUUGUCAACAUGGCCAGAAGUUGAUUAACAUGAAGAAAUACUCUACUCAGACACUGUCCCUUCUCUCACACAUCUUGGAGACAAUGUCCCUUCUCUCACAAAUCUCUGAGACAAUGUCCCUUCUCUCACACAUCUCUGAGACACUGUGCCUUCUCUCAUCACACAUCUCUGAGACACUGCCUCUUCUCUCACACAUCUCAGAGACAAUGUCCCUUCUCUCACACAUCUCUGAGACAAUGUCCCUUCUCUCACACAUCUCUGAGCCACUGUCCCUUCUCUCACACAUGUCUAAGAUACUGCCUCUUCUCUCAUCACACAUCUCUGAGACACUGUGCCUUCUCUCACACACGUCUAAGAUACUGCCUCUUCUCUCAGACAGCUAG
Molecule: messenger RNA, 519 nt
Organism: Candidula unifasciata
Lineage: Eukaryota; Metazoa; Mollusca; Gastropoda; Stylommatophora; Geomitridae
Source: the annotation of a GenBank genome assembly